Molecule: messenger RNA, 1561 nt
Organism: Cornus florida
Lineage: Eukaryota; Viridiplantae; Streptophyta; Magnoliopsida; Cornales; Cornaceae
Product: putative F-box protein At5g60060
Exons: 2
Coding region: 116-1375 (419 amino acids)
Molecular function (GO): protein binding
Source: RefSeq, a predicted model, not a curated record
ACAGUGACCUACUGAUAUCUCAUAAAUGAAGGGACUCAUGGUUAGAAAACACCUUCAUUGCUCUCUCUCAUGGUCUUUUUCAGAAACUGCGUAGAUUAGGGUUUUAAGAGCACAAAUGGCAGAGAUGGAGGAGGAUGAUCGGUGGUCUCACCUCCCAAAUGACCUCUCAACUAUGAUCGCCAAACGUCUCCACAAUCGCCUCGACAAUCUCCGACUUCGCUCCGUCUGUUCUUCAUGGCGUUCCGCAAUUCCACCCUUCAAGCAAAACCCUUUCCCUCUCCACGUUCCCUUCUACUUCCCUUCUCACCUUUCCAUCCAUCCAGAGGGUCGCGCUCACUAUGCUUUCUUCCAAAGCACCAUCUACUUCCUCCAACCACCCAUGGAACAAAACCCCAAACCAAACGUCCCCAAUUCCACUCCUUGGUUGCUCAGGGUGGAAGAGAUCGAAAAUGGAAAAAUGCAUCCUCUCAACCCUCUCUCGAAAAUCUCGACCGACCACGUGCCCAAAGCGUUUCCCACGGUGCUAAACUUGCUCAACUUCCGAAUCACUGAAAUAGGUCAAACUUAUAAUCUUCAGUUCGUUGAUCUCAACAAUAAGAAAAUCGAGACCAAAUGGGAAGAAUCGGUGAUUCAAACUAAGAAAGUAGUUGUCUCGUCGAAUCCGUGGACAACUGAUGGUGUUGAUUAUGAGGUCAUGGCCAUCCAGAGAACGAAAUUGUGGUUCUUGAAACUUGGGGAUGAGAAAUGGAGUGAUAUUAGAGCUCCAGAACCAGGACGAUCUUGCCACUACAAUGACUGUGUGUAUCACAAAGGAAAGUUUUUUGCUGUAAACGAUAGAGGAAGCACUGUAGUGAUUGGUUCUGACUUGAGGGCUGAGGAAAUUGUACCACCAAUUCGGAUGAACAAAAGGAUAGCAUCAAUGCGGGGUGGUAUAAGUGUUAAAUAUAGGUACUUGGUGAGUUCAUGGGGUGAUUUGUUUUUGGUUACUAAGUGCACAGGGUCUUAUGAAAAAUUUGUGUAUGAUAAGCGUGAUAUGCCGCUUCACUUUAAAGUUUAUAAGCUGAAUGAAGAGAAAAAAGAAUGGGGAAGGGUUGAAACUUUGGGCGAUAGAGUGUUCUUUGUUGGUGAUAACUGCUCUUAUUGUGUUUCCACCUGGGAUUUUGCUGGUCUGAAAGGGGAUUGCAUUUAUUUCUGUGAUAAUCUGUUUACUAAUUACAACGACGAAGACAAAAACCUUACAGAAAUAUGUGGAGACUCCGGCGUUUACAGCUUGGCAGAUGAUAGUUGCAGACCUCUAGCACGUUUCUCAGACCAUUCACAGAUCUUCUGGCCACCCCAAGCUUGGUUUAAGCCAAAACCACCAAGAAUUGAAUGAUGAGCUGAUAUGGGACUUUUUGCACUUCUAGGGAUGGUGGUGCUUUUAUGAUGUAAUUGAAGAACAUAUGGACAUGCUUAGCACUAGUUAUAUAGGUUAACUCUUUUUUGUGUCCAAGUCAGUUUGAUUUGUAGUAUGUACACAGAUACAGUGUAGCAAGGAUAAAAUUGUGUUCUUUUGGCAACA